AUGGGCCCGGCGCGCCAGCGGUGGCUGAGAACUCGCAGGAAUUAUCGCCCCUCCCGAUCCCACCGCAAGACCGCCCACGACAACCGCAAGAUGGCUGACUCCUCCGUUACCGACCCCCAAGUCGCUGCCGACCUCAAGAAGAAGCGCACGUUCCGCACGUUCUCGUACCGCGGAAUCGAGCUCGACAAGCUUUUGGACCUGAGCAACGAGGAGUUCGUUGAGGUUGUCCAUGCCCGUGCCCGCCGUCGGUUCCAGCGCGGUCUCAAGCGCAAGCCCAUGGGUCUCAUCAAGAAGCUUCGCAAGGCGAAGACUGAGGCUGCCCCCAACGAAAAGCCCCCGGUCGUGAAGACCCACCUUCGUAACAUGAUCAUCGUCCCCGAGAUGAUUGGCAGCGUCGUCGGCAUCUACAACGGAAAGGUCUUCAACUCCGUUGAGAUCAAGCCCGAGAUGGUCGGCCACUACCUCGCUGAGUUCUCGUGCUCAUACCGGCCCGUCAAGCACGGUCGCCCCGGUAUCGGUGCCACCCACUCCUCGCGUUUCAUCCCUCUCAAGUAG
Molecule: messenger RNA, 555 nt
Organism: Trametes versicolor FP-101664 SS1
Lineage: Eukaryota; Fungi; Basidiomycota; Agaricomycetes; Polyporales; Polyporaceae
Product: 40S ribosomal protein S15
Exons: 7
Coding region: 1-555 (184 amino acids)
Biological process (GO): ribosomal small subunit assembly; translation
Cellular component (GO): cytosolic small ribosomal subunit; ribosome
Molecular function (GO): RNA binding; structural constituent of ribosome
Source: RefSeq, a predicted model, not a curated record